Molecule: messenger RNA, 1548 nt
Organism: Ramularia collo-cygni
Lineage: Eukaryota; Fungi; Ascomycota; Dothideomycetes; Mycosphaerellales; Mycosphaerellaceae
Product: related to L-ornithine N5-oxygenase SidA
Exons: 2
Coding region: 1-1548 (515 amino acids)
Biological process (GO): intracellular iron ion homeostasis
Source: RefSeq, a predicted model, not a curated record
AUGUCGCCACACGCUUACUCGGUCUCCGAUGAGGCCUCUUCCACCCACUCCUAUACCAACACCGACACUUCUCUCAGCUCAUUGGAUGACGACAUUCCCAACUUGACCAGCGGGUCGAACCUCCAUCGAUUUGGCGACGAUGAGGUUCAAGAUCUCGUAUGCGUAGGCUUCGGACCUGCUUCUCUGGCUAUCGCCAUUGCUCUCCAUGACUCCUUGGAGUCGAGAGCGUCCAGAUUGUCUUCUCGAGCACCCAAAGUCCGGUUCCUCGAACGCCAGCAAAGGUUUGCCUGGCACGCGGGUAUGUUGCUCCCCGGAGCAAAAAUGCAAAUCAGCUACAUCAAGGACUUGGCAACUCUCCGUAACCCGCGGAGUGAAUUCACAUUCGUCAACUACCUGCACGAAAAGGGCAGGCUUGUUGCAUUCACCAACUUGGGAACUUUCUUGCCACAGCGGAUAGAGUACGAGGACUACAUGCGAUGGUGUGCGGAUCACUUUGGCAACGUUGUCGACUACAGCCAAACUGUUGAGCAUGUCGAGGCCGGAAAGCUCAACCCAAAGACUGGCGCCGUCGAGUACUUUCAGGUUACCUCUUACAAUGAGCAGACUGGCGAGAGGCAAUCUCUGAAAGCCAAGCACGUUGUCAUCGCCGCAGGAGGCAGACCGAACAUUCCCAAAUCUCUGCCACAGAAACACCCAUUCAUCAUUCACUCUUCUCAAUACGCAACACACGCACCCAAGAUGUUUCCAGCAGGAUCCGGCCCAAGGACAGUGGCGGUCAUUGGAGGUGGUCAGAGUGCUGCCGAAGUUUGGCAUAACAUCCCAAGUCUCUUCCCUGGCGCACAGUCACUAUUAAUGAUUCGGGGGGCUGCUUUGAAGCCCAGUGAUGACUCUCCUUUCGUCAACGAGGUUUUCAACCCAGACAAUGUCGACAAUGUCUUCGCACAAGACGCAGCCGUGCGGGAAGCUGCAAUUGCCAAAGACAAGGCAACAAACUACGGCGUUGUCCGCAUCGAACUUCUAGAGGAGAUCUACAACGAACUAUACUCGUACAAACUAAAGUACAACUCCGAACAGCAAUGGCCGCACCGAAUCAUGAACUACCGAGAAGUUCAGGGUGUGCGGGAUGUCGUCGUGGACGGCAGACCCGCCGUUGAACUGUCGAUCCAGAACAACUCCGGAAUGUACCUCGCUCACAAGAAGUGCGCAGUAGAAAAGGUAACAGUCGACAUGGUCGUCGUUGCGAGUGGAUACAUCCGCAACUCCCACGAAGAAAUGCUACAAGGUCUGAGCGAAUUGAAGCCCACCAAAACCUCAAGUGGAAAGAGCUGGACCGUCGGACGCGAUUACGCCGUGGAUUUCGAACCUGGUGCUGUUCAGCCGGAUGCUGGCGUCUGGUUGCAAGGGUGCAAUGAGAAGACUCAUGGUCUCUCUGAUACACUUUUGUCUAUUCUGGCCAUUCGGGGAGGAGAAAUGGUUGAUCACAUUUUCGGCCACUCGCAGGAGUCACACCAGAAGCAGGUCGCGAGCUCUUUUGAGCACAUGCUAUGA